Messenger RNA from Acanthochromis polyacanthus (spiny chromis), 2448 nucleotides. It is a transcript of the gene ubxn7, whose product is annotated as UBX domain protein 7. NCBI's taxonomy places the organism in Eukaryota, Metazoa, Chordata, Actinopteri, Pomacentridae. Gene Ontology annotation, molecular function: ubiquitin binding. Gene Ontology annotation, cellular component: nucleus. The transcript is spliced from 11 exons. The record is from RefSeq and is a predicted model, not a curated record. Gene Ontology annotation, biological process: proteasome-mediated ubiquitin-dependent protein catabolic process. Bases 16 to 1635 code for a protein of 539 amino acids.
AGGACGGCGUAGCGCAUGCGCCACAUCUAUGUUGUUGUUUGUGGCGGUAAGAUGGCGGCGCUCGGAGACACCUCAGCUCCGGGGGUGAAUGGGUUAAUACAACAAUUCACAGCAAUAACAGGGGCCACAGAGAGUGUAGGAAAACAUAUGCUGGAAGCAUGCAACAAUAACCUGGAAAUGGCAGUCACUAUGUUUCUGGAUGGAGGCGGGAUAGCAGAGGAGCCCAGCACCAGCUCCAGUUCAGCAGCAUCAAGCAGCAGAGCUCCCCCUACAGAUGAAGUACGAGCACCAAUUCCGCAGAAGCAGGACAUAUUAGUGGAACCAGAACCACUUUUUGGAGUGCCAAAGCGAAGAAGGCCCGCUCGAUCGAUAUUUGAUGGUUUCCGAGACUUCCAAACAGAAACAAUCCGCCAGGAACAGGAGCUGCGUAAUGGUGGAACAGUGGAUAAGAAACUGAGCACCCUGGCAGACCUUUUCCGUCCUCCCAUUGAGCUCAUGCACAAAGGCAGCUUUGAGACGGCUAAAGACUGUGGGCAGCUGGAGAACAAGUGGCUCAUGAUCAACAUUCAAAAUGUUCAGGACUUUGCCUGUCAGUGCCUGAACAGGGAUGUAUGGAGUAACGAUGCAGUAAAGACUAUCAUCAGAGAACAUUUCAUUUUCUGGCAGGUAUAUCAUGAUAGUGAAGAGGGACAAAGAUACAUCCAGUUUUAUAAGCUGAACAAGUUUCCCUACAUUUCCAUCCUUGAUCCCCGGACAGGUCAAAAAAUGGUGGAGUGGAACCAGUUGGAUGUGGCGUCGUUCCUGGAGCAGGCAACUGGCUUCCUGGCAGAGCAUGGGCAGCUCGAUGGACCAUCCUGUCACGCACCCCCUGCCAAACGAGCUCGCUCUGAGAGUCUGAUUGACGCCAGCGAAGACAGUCAGCUGGAGGCAGCAAUCCGAGCCUCCCUACAGGAGACCCACUAUGAGUCCUCAAAUGUCCCUGAACCCCCGGAUUCCCCCCGAUCAGACGACGAAUCAGAUGCAGAGCCUUUCUCCGACAGCGAGGGGCCCAUCUCGGUUGAUGGGUCAGACAGUGAAACGCCGGCACCCCACGAAGAGAAAAGUUCUACCAGCAAACACGCCCCGGCGCCUUUGGCUGCUGCAGCCCAGCAGCGUCUACAUCCUGAUAGUUCCACUUCUUCCCACAGAAAGUCUCCGUACAAAGAGAACAACCACAGUCACAAGAAAGAGGAGAGUAAAAAGAACCACCUGGAGCCCUCGGCUGCUGGUCCUCGCCAUCCUCCGCUUGAUGCAGACUCUGGGGGAAACCACUGCGCCCCAGUAACUGAAAGUGCUGGAACUUCCAAGAUCACUACCACCACAACCUGUGAUGUGGACUGUCCUGACGACAAUGGUCCCAAAGCCAGGUUGAUGCUUCGCUACCCAGAUGGACAGAGAGAGCAAAUUUCAUUGUCUUCUAAAGCAAAACUUUUGGCCCUGGUAAGACACGUCCAGUCCAAGGGUUACCCUAAUGAACGCUUCGAACUUGUCACCAACUUUCCCAGAAGGAAGCUAGCCCACUUGGACUAUGACAUCACACUGCAGGAGGCAGGACUUUGUCCGCAGGAGACUGUAUUUGUGCAGGAGAGGAACUAGUCUUCCCAGACACGUUCACUUUUUGCUCGUCUAUAUCUCUGGUAGACAUCACUCUUUCACAAUGAUCUGGGACGAUCAUUGUCGACCCCAUAACCUUCUGUUCUGGAAGUAGGCCCACGUUUUAUGCCGAGACAGCUGUAAGUGGAUGGACUACUUUCACCGCCACUCCACUAGUCUGAAUACUGACGUCUCAACUGACAGCCUAAUCCCUUCGUACUGCUCUACAAUUGGUCAGUAAGGUGUUGUGGAUGCCAGCAUUCUUUCAUUUUUAGAAUUUCUUAUAUUCCGUCCUGAUGCAGGUCUCGUUUGGUUCUGAAACUCUGAGGCACAUCAGGACAGAAUAUAUUUACCACAAAAGCUCAAAUAAGAAACCUCAGACAAUGGAUCACUAAUUGAUGAUGGGCCACCAGGGACUUGUACAAAAAGACUUUUACCUCCCAGAAAGGACGUUAAAUGUCAGAGUUUAUUUUCUAGCUCUUCUUGUUAUUUUCUGUACCUGGGACAGGUAAAGGGAGGCUCAUUCUUGUUUCCUUUGACACGAAUUUGGUCUCUCACUCGGUCAUCGUUCAAACAGUUGUAAUUAUUUGGAUUAAGGGGCACUAAGAGAAAAGGUCCAAAUGUUACAAGUCAAAAAAAUGUGUCUUUUAUUACAGAAGGGAAUGAAUGAAGGGUGGUACAUCUCAUCAGUCGGACCUACACUGUACAGAGAUGGCUUAGAGAGACUGAUAUUUAGCUGUAGUCAUUGUUUCAUUUCUUUUUUUAUAUGCUGCCAAGAAAAUAUGCUGAUGUUGAAAUAUAACCACCAAAAACAAA